AUGACAUCAGCGAUUAUUGAUCAAGACAUUACUGGGACAUCAGUCCUUCCAAUCUCAAAGGUCAAGAAGAUUAUUCGUAUUGAUGAUGAUAUUGUACAAUGUUCAAGUAAUUCGGCGUUCUUAAUUGCAAUUGCUACGGAAAUGUUUAUUCAAUAUAUGGUCCAACAAGGAUUAUUAAUGUGUCUAAAUGAAAAUAAAAAGACAAUACAAUAUAGACAUCUUGCAAAUGCAGUAUCUAGAAUAGAUAAUUUAGAAUUUUUAUCAGAUACAAUUCCAAAGACAAUUGCAUUUAAAGAUAUUCCAUCAAAAAAAAACAUCAAAAGUACUGACCAAAAAUACAUAAUCUAAUAGACUAAUAAGGAAAAAAUAUUUGAAUUGAUUACUUGUCAAGUACCAUAAUUAAAAUUACAAGAAUUUAUUUAUUUUCUUUAAAUUA
Messenger RNA from Pneumocystis murina B123, 436 nucleotides. RefSeq lists its product as hypothetical. Gene Ontology annotation, molecular function: protein heterodimerization activity. The coding region runs from base 1 to 348 and encodes 115 amino acids. NCBI's taxonomy places the organism in Eukaryota, Fungi, Ascomycota, Pneumocystomycetes, Pneumocystales, Pneumocystaceae. The transcript is spliced from 4 exons. Gene Ontology annotation, cellular component: nucleus; CHRAC. The record is from RefSeq and is a predicted model, not a curated record.